Molecule: messenger RNA, 1203 nt
Organism: Leptidea sinapis
Lineage: Eukaryota; Metazoa; Arthropoda; Insecta; Lepidoptera; Pieridae
Exons: 1
Coding region: 1-1203 (400 amino acids)
Molecular function (GO): catalytic activity
Source: RefSeq, a predicted model, not a curated record
AUGUUGCAUGAGGAUUCAGUGGAAGCAUUAUGGCUUGAUAUUCAGUACCAAAAUUUUAACCUCUUACUAUGUGUAUACAGAUCCACUCACUACAACAUGGAAAAAUCUGAUGAAUGUCUUUUCAACAAUAUUAAAAAAGCUGCAAAUUCAAACUCAAACCUGUUGAUAAUUGGUGAUUUUAACUUGCCAGACAUAAAGUGGCCUAUUGAAAAAACCUCAGGCUAUAAUAAAUUACACGAAAAUUUUAUUGAUCUUAUAAUUGAUAAUAAUCUUUCACAAAUGGUAAAUCAAAAUACCAGGAAACGGAACAAGCAAGAAUCUCUUCUGGAUCUUAUUAUUUGCAAUGAUGAGUCCCUCAUUAGUGAAAUCAAUUAUCACCCUCCAAUAGGAAAAAGUGAUCAUGUGAUUCUGUUGGCUGAGAUACAACUGGUGGGUCAAGUUGUAAAAGAAUUCGCGUCCUAUAAACGAGCUUUCAAAUAUGGUGAUUAUGAUGCAAUUAAUAAAUACUUGCUCACAUCUGAUAUCCCAGAAAAUGACUCUUUAGAUAAUACAUGGAGGAUGUUCAAAGAAAAUAUCUCUAUUACUAUUGAUAAGUUUAUACCAAAAAUAAAAAGUCGUAAGGGUUACAGUAAAACCAAACCAUGGAUUACUAAGGAGAUAUGUAUAUUAACGGACAGGAAAAAGAAGCAAUGGAAUAUAUAUUUACUUGGCCGAGAUAAUGAAUCUUAUAAAAAAUAUCGUGCCAUAAAUAAUAAAAUAGUACAGUUAACACGUCAAAAUAGGAUCAAUUUUGAAUCAAACAUUGCUGAUAGUGGAGAAAAAGCCUUUUAUGCAUAUGUCAGAAAACAAAUAUCAACAAGAGUUGACAUACCGCCAGCUCUUAUGAAUCCAAAAACAUUUGAAAUCACAAUAAAGUCAGUAGAGGUAGCUGAAAUAUUUGCUGAUCAAUUUGAACACGCAUAUGUGUGUGAGCCACCUGGGAAAUUACCAGAUGUGAACAUAGAGAGAGUACAGGCAUCAUUAGAAAACAUUGUAUUUACACCAGAGAAAGUUCUGAAGGCUUUAAAAACUUUUGAUGAAUCGACAGCUAGUGGUCCGGAUAAUAUUCCUGCUAUUAUGCUCCAACAAUGCAGCGCCAUCAUUAACCAAGUAACCUUAAUAAUGGAUCUGUCUUUUGCAAUGGGAAGACUCCCAACAGACUGA